Molecule: messenger RNA, 26797 nt
Organism: Dunckerocampus dactyliophorus (ringed pipefish)
Lineage: Eukaryota; Metazoa; Chordata; Actinopteri; Syngnathiformes; Syngnathidae
Gene: pclob
Product: piccolo presynaptic cytomatrix protein b
Exons: 38
Coding region: 386-24067 (7893 amino acids)
Biological process (GO): presynaptic active zone assembly; protein localization to synapse
Cellular component (GO): cytoskeleton of presynaptic active zone; membrane; GABA-ergic synapse
Molecular function (GO): metal ion binding; structural constituent of presynaptic active zone; protein binding
Source: RefSeq, a predicted model, not a curated record
GCAUUGCGCACAGGAGGCGGAGAGGCUGCUGAUCGCUCUUUCUAUCUGCUGCCCUGUGCCCUCCAUCACUCACGGGAAGGAUAUUACAAACACGUCGUUUUUGGACAACGAUGGGGACGCAUAUCACAUUUGAAGGAAGUCUAAUGUAGAUGCAGAGCCAGAGGAGAGUCCAGGCAGCAGCAGUAGUAGCAGCAGCAGCACUAAUAGCAGCACCAGCGGGGCUGUCGAUGCUCUCUCCUCAGCUCCGACUCCAGCUCCCCCUCAGGCGUCUGCAGGAGCGCCCAGAGAGGGAACAGACAGCAGCUCCUGCUCUGACUCAGACACUUCUGUAGACUCCAGCUCCUACGAGGAGGAGGAGGAGGAGGAAGAAGAAGAAGAGGGCAAGAUGUUCUCCUCUAAAUUCCUCAGUGGGGGCAACCCGCUUAGUGCUGUGUCCUCUGCUGUGAACAAGUUUGGACUAUUUGGCGAUGAAGCGGAAGGGGACAAAAACCAGAAAGCUUCCCCACAGCACGGGGUCAAGCCAAGUGGAGACCAACAGUCAGGUUUGGACCCUAACAAAAGCAUGCUACAACAGAAGGGACUCCCCAAAUCCAACCAGGGUGAUCCUGUGCAGAAGAGCCAGCCCCUUGCUAAACAGAGAGGAACAGAGCUGCAUGGGAAUGGACAGACAGGACCCGUAAAACAGCCCUCAGCACAACCUGAUGCUCAGCCGAAGAGCUCAAUGCAACAUGGUUCACCCAAAGCCGAAGGACAACAACAGACUAGGAGUGACUUACCUCGAGCGGGGACACCACAGCAAGGGAAUGCUAAGACUGGAAUGCGACUGGACUCAGCACAGCCAGGAGCACCCAAGGUUGGACAACAACAGCAGCAGGGGUCGCCUAAACCUUCCCAGCAACAACAAAGUUCACCAAAUACUGGACAGCAACAACAGCGGUCACCUAAACCUUCCCAACAACAGCAGAGUACCCCUAAAGUUGGCCCAACACAGGCCGCAUCCAAGGCGGGAGCACAGCAGCAGUCCAGGCCUAUAGGACCUGGUACGCCUGACCACUCACGGGGGUCAGGGUCUCCAUCGCCAGCACGGAGUCAAGAUUCGCAUUCUCAAGCAAAACCAGUAGUCAAGCCACUUUGUCCAGUUUGUAAUACCACCCAACUCAACAUACACACCAAGGAACCACCAAACCAUAAAACAUGCACACAGUGUAAAACACAAGUUUGCAGCUUGUGUGGCUUCAGCCCGCCGGACUCUGAUGGAUCUGAGUGGCUUUGUCUCACCUGCCAGAUAAAAAGAGCUGAAGCACCAAUGAAAAAGCCAACAUCCAAAAUGCCAUCAAUGCCUGCUGCUCCUGUCAAAAAGGAGACACCGGCAUCAGGUUCACCCAGCAAGACCCCAAAUUCUUCAGCUAAAGUGCCAGCCAAAAGUGAGGUUAAGGUUCAAGGGAGACCAAAACAUGUUGGUGCAGACUCUACGCAAAAGACUCUUCAGGAGAACCAGACAGCACCAGGGUCCCAGAAACCACAUCCUUCGAGUGGACCAGAUCAAAGAAGUGUGAGUCCUGCACCACAGCAGGUGUCCGGGGGACUGUUUGGCUUUGGUGCUUCAAAACCAGCAAAGCCAGCAGAGGAGUCAGUGACUGGGAAAAUGUUUGGAUUUGGUUCUUCCAUAUUCAAUUCUGCAUCUACGAUGUUAGCCUCCACGCCACCAGUUUCUCCUAAAAUGCAACCCGCCAAGAAGACCAAACCAUCAGAGCAGGAGAAGAAACUCCAACCCGAGCAGGCCAAAGUUCAAUCAGCAGGACAGGUCAAAGUUGUAGAGGAAGCACCCUGCAAUGUCCCCCACAAAGGCCAAUCCUCUUGUGCUAUCUGUAAGAUGGUGCUCAACGUGGGCUCCAAGGACCCUGCCAACUACAGCAGCUGCACGGAAUGCAAAAGCACUGUGUGCAACCAAUGUGGAUUUAACCCCAUGCCAAAUGUUAAGGAGGGGAAGGAGUGGCUUUGUCUACACUGCCAGGUGAGAAGAGCUACCAAAGGAAUUGAACCCCUGAAAGACACUCCGUUGGCUACUUCGCCGUUAAAAAGGACUAUACAACAAAAGACUUCUGCACCAGGCUCUCCACAGAGGAAUGUAACUACUUCAGCAUCACAGUCAACCAAGGCUGAAGCUGUUAAAGCACAAGACAGUCAGAAACCGGCUAGCCCAGCUCCUGCCCAGAAAACACAGCAGGACAAGGCAGAUCUACAGAAGAAAGCAGAACAGUCAAAUGUAACUCCACAAAAGCAAGGAAAUGCUGCUGAAGCCUCUGCACAGCAUGAAACCGGAGGAUUUUUUGGUUUCGGAAGCCCUAAAAAGCAGCUUGAUCCUGCUAAACCUGCAGAGUCAGUAACAGGGAAGAUGUUUGGAUUUGGUUCUUCUAUAUUCAGCUCUGCAUCCACUUUGAUUUCCUCUUCUGUCCAAGAUGAUCCUAAACUGGCAGCCUCACCAGCUUCUCCCAAGAUGCCUGCUUCGAAAGACGCUCCAUCCGCAAAGAAAGCAGAGCAGGAAAAGAAACCAGAACAAAGCCAGCAGGAUCUGAAAGCAGACAAACCGUUGUCAAAACCUACAGCGAAAGCAGUUGUGUCUAAAGUUGGUCCUCCGUCCUGCCCUGUCUGUAAAUCAGCAUUAAGUGUUGGCUCUAAAGAUCCACCCAACUUCAACACAUGUACAGAGUGUAAAAAUGUUGUCUGCAACCAAUGUGGAUUCAACCCCAUGCCAAAUGUAAAGGAGGUGAAGGAGUGGUUAUGCCUCAGCUGUCAAAUGCAACGAGCCCUCGGAGCUUCCCAACCUCCAGGGACCCCCAUUAUGAAACCACAGGCCUUGCCAAACACAGCUCCUACAUUUUCUGAUGUCCCCAAGAAGGAAAUGAAAGACAUCCCAACAACUGCUGAGUCAAAAGUGAAGGAAACCUCUGCUGCUUCAGAACCAGAGAAAGAAGUUGCAAAGAAGGACAUUGGAAAAGGACCAGAGAACCAAAAAUCCCUCACUAUGGCUACAGGUCCAAAAGCUCAAUCGGAAGACCAGAAGAAAGGACCACAGAAGUCACCAAUUAGUAAAACUGGUCUUAAGGAGAAUAAUGCUUCUUCCAGUGCACAAAAAGACUCCCGUGAUCCUAAACUUCAGUCUGAUGCGGUGAAGUCCACUGAAUCAGUAGGUGGAAGAAUGUUUAGUUUUGGUUCCUCCAUCUUUACUUCUGCAUCCACUUUAAUAACCACAGUCAGCCAAGAUGAAUCUAAAACGACAGCACCACUGUCCCCCAAGAUGCCUGCCACCAAGAUGACCAAAUCGCCUCUUGCUCAGGAAAAAGAACAGAAGAAACAAGAGCCAGUCCGACAAGCUAAGCCUCCAUCUGAUCAAUCAAAGGAGGCUACAGCUAUCAAAGACGGCAAAUCUACCUGUCCUUUGUGUAAGGUGGAAAUUAAUUUGGGUUCCAAGGAUCCUCCCAACUACAGCAAAUGCACAGAAUGCAAAAACACAGUUUGUAACCAGUGUGGAUUUAACCCGGUGCCAAAUCUAGCAAAGGAAAAAGAAUGGCUAUGCUUGAACUGUCAGAUGCAAAGAGCUCUGAAUGCAUCAGAAGCCACACAGCUUGCCAUAAAACCUCCAAAUGCAGUGAAAAAAACCCAUCCAUCUUCUGUACCUCACAAAACAACAGUUUCAAAUGAAGUUGAAACAACUAAGAAGGAAUCAUUGAAAUCCGACGUGUCGCUGAAUGUGCAGAGUGCAGCAUCUGAAAAGAAGAAGCAGGGUUCUGCACCAACUACUCCGCAAAAGAGUCAGCCCACAGCUGGAACACCGGCAACUAAGACUGCUCUUGGACAAGAACAAAACAAACAGGGUACCCCAGUGUCUGACCAGGAACCUCUAAGGAAAUGUGAUACCCAGAAAGCACUUGACCAGACUCCUCAGUCUGAUUUAAAACAGAGUAAAGUUACCUCAGAUGGCUCGAGUGGCCCUAAAACAGGUUCUCACACUUCCAAAACAACAGACUCUAUCACUGGAAAGAUGUUUGGCUUUGGUUCUUCUAUUUUCAGCUCAGCAUCCACUCUAAUAUCAUCAGCUGUUCAGGAGGAAUCACACACUACACCGCCAAGCUCUCGCAAGAUGUCUGCCCCAGUGCAGGUCUUUCCAAAGAGUGCUAAUGAACUCAAAAUUUCUCCCAAAUGUACACCAACGGUAUCCCCCAGCAAAAUACCACCAAAAGGACCUGAAAGUCUUGCUCGGGAAGUCAAGAAACAGGAAGAGGCCAACCAGAUUAAACAAGGUCCAUCACAGCCAGCAAAGGCAGGCACAAUUCCUCAAACCCAACCGGCAGGCCAUGAAAACUGUCCACUAUGCAAUAUCAAACUGAACAACAGCUCGAAGGAACUUCCAAAUUACAAUACCUGCACUGAGUGUAGGACCACUGUUUGUGACAAAUGUGGAUUUAAUCCAAUGCCUAUUGGAGAGAAAAAUGAAUGGCUAUGUCUUAUCUGUCAGAUGAAAAGAGCAGUGGGAACAUCUGAGCAACCAGCUUCUCAAAAUCAGUCUCAAACAUCCCAUAGUAAAGUUCCUGCUGUAGUCAAGUCAAUGGAUACCUCCAAACCAGCUCCAACAUCGCAGCCAAAGGCAAAUCCAAGCCACGCUGAACCCCCACAAGAAAAAUCAGCUUCGGUUAAGUCAGGCAAACCAGAAACUUCAACCACACCAGUGAAGUUGACUAGCCUGGCACCUGAUGAUAAAACACAACAGAAAAAUGAGAAGACAUUUCCUGAAAAACUACGAGAUUCAGCAAGCCAACCUGGACGUAAACAAAGCAAUGCCACUGAAGCAAAGCAGCAAGAGACAGGAGGAUUUUUUGGCUUGGGUGCUACCAAAUCUCAACAGGACGCAGAAAAUUCUACAGAUUCGGUCACUGGAAAGAUGUUUGGUUUUGGUUCUUCAAUAUUCAGCUCUGCAUCUUCAUUAAUAACAUCUGCUGUUCAGGAUCAUCCUAAUAAAACUCCCCCAGCUUCUCCCAAAAAGUCUCCUGUUAUGGACAUUAAAUCUGACGUUCAUCAGAAGUUGGAGCUGCAGAAGAAAACAGAGUCAACACAGCAGAGCAAGACGCCUCCAACAGGUCCAGCUAAAGAGGGAAAUAAGGUCACAUCAGAACCUCCAAAGGCUGCAGAAACUACUAAAUCAGCUGUCAAACCAUGUUCUACCUGCCCGCUCUGUAAGGUUGAACUCAUCAUGGGUUCGAAAGACCAAGCCAACUACAAUACCUGCACUGAAUGCAUAAACACUGUGUGCAACCAGUGUGGAUUUAAGCCCAUGCCUGUUGGAGAGAAAAACGAAUGGCUGUGUCUUACCUGUCAGACAAAAAGAGCAGUUGAAGCGUCUGAGCAACCAGCUUCUCCAAAACAGGCUCCAACAUCAAAUAGCAAAGUUGCUGUUGCAGUCAAGUCGACUACGACAACUCAAGCAAAGGCACAUCCAAGCCAUGCAGAGCCCCCACAGGAAAAAUUGUCUACAACUUCAGUUAAGUCAGGCAAAGCAGAAAUUUCCACCACACCAGCAAAGUUGGUUAGCCCAGCACCUGAUGAUCAAGCACAACAGAAAAAUGAAAAGAAAGUUCCUGAGAAACCACCAGAUCUAGCAAACCAACCUGGACGUAGGCAGAGUAAUGUCACUGCAGCAAAGCAGGAAGAGAAAGGAGAAUAUUUUGGCCUGGGCGCUACAAAAUCUCAGCACAAUACAGAGAAGUCUACAGAUUCAGUGACUGGAAAGAUGUUCGGUUUUGGUUCUUCAAUAUUUAGCUCUGCAUCUACAUUAAUAACAUCUGCUGUUCAGGAUCAACCCAAACUGACACCACCAGCCUCUCCGAAAAAGCCCCCUACAAGGGAAAUGAAAUCAGAUGUUCCUCAAAAGCUGGAGCAGACACCACAAAGAGAAACACAUCUAUCAGGUCCAGCUAAAGUGGAAAAUAAGGUCACAUCAGAACCUCCAAAGGCUGCAGAAGCUACCAAAUCAGCUGUCAAACCAGGUUCUACCUGUCCUCUCUGUAAAGUUGAACUCAACAUGGGUUCGAAAGACCAACCCAAAUACAAUACCUGCACUGAAUGCAAAAACACUGUGUGCAACCAGUGUGGGUUUAAUCCCAUGCCUAUUGGAGAGAAAAACGAAUGGCUAUGUCUUACCUGUCAGACGAAAAGAGCAGUUGAAACAUCUCAACAACCAGCUUCUCAAAAGGAGGCUCAAACAUCAAAGAGUAAAGUUCCUGUUCCAGUCACAUCAGUGGACAUGUCCAAGCCAGCCACAGCAAUGCAAACAAAGGCAAAUCCUAGCCAUGCAGAACUUCCACAUGAAAAGCCCUCUACAACCUCAUGUAAAUUAGAAAAACCUGAAGUUUCAAAUACACCAGAAAAAUUGGUUAGCCCAGACCCUGAUUAUAAAACACCACAGAAAAAUGAGAAGAAUGUUCUUGAGAAACUUUCAGAUCUGGCAAGCCAACCUGGACGCAAGCAGAAUAAUGCCGCUGCAACAAAAUCUCAGCAGAAUGCAGAGAAUUCACUGACUGGAAAAAUGUUUGGCUUUGGUUCCUCAAUAUUUAGCUCUGCAUCUACAUUAAUAACAUCUGCUGUUCAGGAUCAGCCUAAGACAACACCACCAACGUCUCCCAAAAAGUCACCUGCAAGAGAAAUUAAAUUUGAUGUUCCACAGAAGCUGGAGCAAACACAGCAGAGCAAGACACCUCAAUCAGGUCCAGGCAAAGGGGGUCAUAAGGUCACAUCAGAACCUCCAAAGGCAGCGGAAGCAACCAAUUCAGCUGUCAAACCAGGUUCUACCUGUCCACUCUGUAAGGUUGAACUCAGCUUGGGUUCGAAAGACCAAGCCAACUACAGCAGCUGCACUAAAUGCAAAAAGACUGUGUGUAAUCAGUGUGGCUUUAACCCCUUGCCAAAUGAAACAAAGGUGAAGGAGUGGCUGUGUCUCACCUGCCAAAUGCAGCGAGCUCUGGGCACAAGCCACCUUACAGGAACUCCUAACUCUCAAGUUUCCACAAAAGAUGUCAUCAGCAGAGCUGAACCUGAAAAGAAAGUGGCUCCAACACCAAUCUCACCUCAGAAACAGACAACAGCUGGAAUAACAAAGCCUGCAACAGCUCAGUCUGCUAACAAGCCAGAUGGUCAGAAAGACAGCAUUAGUGCUCCUACUAAAAAGAUACCACAAGAUGAUCACAAAACAUCACCAGGCCAGACAAGGCAAGCUGAACACAAGCAGAAUAUUGCUGCUGCAGCACCGCAGCAAGCAUCAGGAGGCUUCUUUGGUUUUGGUGGCAGUAAAACCCAACCUGAAGCUGUGAAACAAGCAGAAUCAGUGACAGGGAAAAUGUUUGGCUUUGGAUCAUCUAUUUUCAGCAGUGCAUCCACUUUGAUUACUUCUACAGUUCAGGACCAGCCCAAAACCACUCCACCGGUCUCUCCCAAGAUGUCCCCCGCAAAACAGAGUCCAUCUUCUUCUGUCCAGAAGAAGGAACAACAGAUUAGGCCAGAGCAAAAACAACAGGCUUUAUCUGAACAGACCAAAGUGGACACAACUCCAUCUCAAAAAGAUGCCGAGUCCACAUGUCCACUUUGUAAGGCUGACCUCAACAUUGGGUCCAAAGAGGUACCUAACUACGAUAAAUGUACCAACUGCAAGAGUACAGUCUGCAAACAGUGUGGAUUCAAUCCUAUGCCAAACGUUUCAGAGAAAAAGGAGUGGCUGUGUCUGACGUGCCAGAUGCAAAGAGCUGUCUCAACAGCAGAAGCAGUAGAACCGCCAUCUGUGAAACCUCAGUCAUCACCCAACAAAGUGACUAAACCAGCUGCUGCCACCCCUUAUCAAAAUAAAGAAAUGAUACCAAUACAAAAAGGAGAUAUGGACAACAAUCAGAAGGACAAAAUUCCACUAGUUGCAGUAGAAAGGAAUGAAGUUCCAACAAACGAGAUGAAACCUGGUUCACUACCUGCUAAAGAAGUCCAAAUCUCCACAGUAACUCCAGUUGAAGCGAAGGCACCUGCAGGUUCAAACAUUGACACACCUUUAACUGAACAAGCAUCUCCUGCCAGCACAGAUGUUAAACCAUCACUAAAGAAGAAGGAGGCUCAAACACUACCAACCUCACCUGCAACAACAGACGCAUCGGAUAAAAAAGAGCAGGUAGCAGAAGAAAUUCAAAAGUUAGUUGGCCACGGAGCCUCGUCCGCUGAUAUAAAGCAGCCAUCCAAAUCCCCAAGCAAAGAGCCAAACCUUGUUGCCAAAGCUUCCCCCUCCACAGCACAGCCAACCAGAGGUACAGGAAGUUUAGUUAACAUUGAUGCUACAAAAUCUCAGCAAGGGGUCUCCAAUGCAGCUGAAGCAGUGACAGGGAAGAUGAUGGGAUUUGGUUCAAUCUUCUUUAGCUCAGCAUCAUCUUUAGUAACAACCGCCGUUCGUGAGGAAUCACACAUUACACCACCAAGUUCUCGUAAAAUGUCUGCCCCGGCACAAAGCUCUGAUAAAAUGCCAGCAUCUCAUAUCCCAACGGUCAAGUCGAGCCCCACUGUAUCUCCAAUAAAAACCUCCACAAAGGAAGUGAAAUCUGCCAAUAUUCAUCAACAAGCGAUGGAGAAGAUUGUGGACCAACCUCACCAAGUCAAGGCUUCGCCACCAGGAAUGAAGAAAUUGGACCAAGGUUCAUCAGAACCUUUAAAAGUAGAUGCUCCAUUACCUCCUCCGCAAGCAACCGAGCUCAACUGUCCUCUUUGCAAGGUUGAAUUUAAUGUGGAUGGCAAAGAUCAAGCUAAUUACAACACCUGCACUGGAUGUAAAACCACAGUUUGCAACAAAUGUGGAUUUAGUCCCAUGCCAAAUAAAGCAGAGGGGAAAGAAUGGCUAUGUCUUAACUGUCAGAUGCAGAGAGCACUUGGUGCCUCUGAACCUCUUGGGCUUCCCCUGAUGAAAUCUCUAUCUUCACCAAGCAAAGAGAUGCCUCCCCCCACGACGGAGAAAGAUACAGCUAUUCGCAAUUCUCAGGAGGACACAAAGGAACCCAAACCUGUCGAAACUAUCAGGAUAGAUACUACCAAAGACAGCAAAUCCCCAGCCAUUGGUGAACCAUCUGAGAAGGCAAAAGUGGCAGCUGUUUCAUUGCCUGAAAAAAGUGUUCCUCUUGAAAUCAAGAAGAAUGAUGUUGCAUUUGCUUCACCUGAGACUAUCCCUAAAGGACAACCUGGAAUACUCCUGAGCCAGCCUUCAGACUCUGGGGCCUCUACUGUAAAGGCUGUUCCCUCAACAGCACCAGAAGCAGGCAAAAUUAUCCCCCAACAACCUGCAAAAGCUGUGAAAUCUCCAGCCAAAUCAAUGCCGGCAACAACCCAGCCUGCAAAACAGGAAUCAGGGAGUUUCUUUGGCUUUGGUGGUCCUAAAACGCAAUCUGCUAAACCUGCUGAGUCAGUGACUGGGAAGAUGUUUGGCUUUGGAUCAUCUUUCUUGAAUUCAGCAUCCAGUUUGAUAACCUCAGCUGUUCAAGAUGAAACAAAAACAACACCUCCGACUCCACGUAAAAUGUCUAUGCAGGCCUCUCCUAAAACGAUGCCGCCUGCUUCUCCUAAAACAAUACCUGCAAAGGACAUUAAACCACCUGCAGUCCAGAAAACUGAGGAAGCAAAACUGGAGACACCACAGGUGAAAACGACUCCCUCAACAGUGGUUAACGUGCCAUCCGUGCUCCCCAAAGCACCUAUAGCACCUCCAAAACCAGCUCAGCCCCCCUGCCCACUCUGUAAGGUGCUACUCAAGAUGGAUUCUAAGGAUGCUCCCAACUUCAACACAUGCACAGAAUGCAAAACGACUGUCUGCAACCAGUGUGGCUUCAAUCCAAUGCCCAGUGUCUCAGAGGUAAAGGAAUGGCUCUGUCUGAACUGUCAGAUGCAGAGGGCCCUUGGAGUAUCUGAGACUACUGGACUUUCUGCAGUGAAACCUCAGCCCUCACCUACCAGAACUGGUCUUCCUCCUCCUCCUCCUUCUGAACAUAUAGUUGUUCAGCCAGAGAAGUCUACAUCAGUCAAAGAAGAGGGCGCUAAACCCCUGAACGAGGACUCACAGACACGUACACUGAAAAAGCCGUAUUUAUCGGAAGGUGUGGCGCCAAAGACAAAAGUCCCUGCGGGUGGUGAUCAAGGAAAGGGCCAGGGUCUGACCAAGCAGCCUCCUACUGGAAAACCCCCAACCCAGGGAGACAUUUCUCAAAGUCCAAAACCAGAGGUCAAGGCUGGUGUUGCAAAACCGGCAGAUGGGAAACCACCUCAGCAGCCUUUGAAAUCUCCUGUCAAAUAUACACCACCGCCAGCAGCUGCAGCUCCUAAACAGGAAUCUGGUGGGCUGUUUGGAUUUGGUGCUCCAAAAACACAACCAAAGGCAGCUGAGACUGUCACCGGUAAAAUGUUUGGAUUUGGUUCCUCCAUUUUCAGCUCUGCAUCCACGUUGAUAACGUCUGCUGUUCAAGAUGAGCCCAAAACUACUCCAGUUUCUCCUAAGAUGUCACCUGCAAAGGAAAACAAAGUACCAGAUGCACAAAAACCACAACCGCCUCAACAGACCAAACCUACCUCCUUGGCUCAUGUUAGAGCCCAGAAAACAAAAGUCACAGAAGGCCCCAAAGUGGAUAUUCCCAAAGCAGAUACACUGGCCACCUGUCCACUCUGUAAGGUUGAACUCAAUAUGGCCUCCAAGGAACCACCCGAUUACAACACAUGUACAGAAUGCAAGAGUGUUGUCUGUAGCCUCUGUGGAUUUAACCCCAUGCCGCAUACUGGUGGGAAGGAAUGGCUGUGUCUAAACUGCCACACACAAAAGGCUUUGGUGGAACAACUGGGAGACUCAGGAAAAUUGCCUCAGCCUUCACUAGAAACAGCUUUGCCAGAGACACCAGCCAUACUUGCAUUCAAAAAGGUGGAGCUAAAACCUGCUCCUGCAAAGGCUGAGCUUGCAGCUGGAGUUACAGAACAACCAACCACGCCUAUGCCGACAGCAACAACAAGGCCAGCAACAGAGAUAGAGCCCACAUACAUCAAACCAAAAGCCACAGCUGUAGCAACUACAAAAGCUGAACUUGAGUCUGGACCAAAUGCAGUGAAGGUUCCACUUAUUGAAGAAAAACAGCAGUUAGUUGAAUCUACAGCAGAAACCAUUAAACCACGAGUGGUCCCUGAAUCUGAAUUGGCCAGAACAGAUGUAACUGUAGAAAGAACAGAUUUGGCAAAAGAGGACUCAAUUGUGAAAGAAAUUCCCAUAGCUACUGACAAAACUGAGCCCUCAAAAGCCACAGUUGAGUUGUCUACUGUUCCAAUGAAUAAAACACAACAACCUCCAUCAGAGAAGAUUGAAGUCAAGACAGCAAAGGUUGAAGACCAAAUCAAACUGAGUGAGCCUGCAACAUCUGUUCAGAAGGCUGAAGUUCAGGAACAGUCACAAGAACCUGCGCUGGUCGCAAAAGUCCCACGGUUGACAUCAGCUAACAGCAAUCAAGUGGUGGCAAAAGUAGCUGAUACCACCCUUCCCUCUGAACAACAACCAGAAUCUACAAAUGAGCCAGAUAAAAUUACAAAAGAAGCUGCGAUAUUACAGAUAUCUUUCCAUGCUGGUGGAAUAGAUGAAUUCGAGAACAGAGUUGUGUCCAAGACAGCUACCAAGGCACAAUCUAAAGCAGAAGAUGACGUUCAACCUCAAAUUUUACCGUUUUCAGAGAAACUGAAUGAGUCCCAGGUGGUAUGCAGUUCAACUAAAAAUAAUGUAGAAGAAGAACAAGGCCUGCAAGUUAAGGAGGUGGUUGAAGGUGGGAAAAGGCGUCUUAGUUUCCAAGCAAUGGAAGAGAGCAGUGGAAGUGAUUUCACACCUUCACCUUCACCUGAGGUUCAAAGGAGGAGGCUGAAGGUGAGCGAUGUGUCGUCUAUCAGUGAGGAGAUCAAAACUGAAAGUGCUGACUCAUCUAUAGAAGAUGAAGACGUUAUCCGCAGUCAGAUAAUGGAUAUGGGUGAUGAAGAGGAAAUGUCCCUUUCUGAUAGUGAGAAAGAAAAGAAAUUGUCCAAUGAAAAAGACGUCAGAAAGGCUGUGCUUGAUAGUACCUCCAUUAAACUGAAGUCACUGUCUAGUGAAGGAAGCACAUACAAUGAAGGAACUUUCGCAUGGAGAAAAUCCCCUCUCAUGGCUAGUGCUGGAGCUUCUGAAACACUUCCCAGUACAACUUUUAAGAAAGCCAUUCCAGUCAUCAGACAAAGACAAAGCACUGAUGAAGAGGUAGAGAGUAUCACUGAAUCCCUGUCAAAGGGUUCAUCCAGUGUUCAAGCAUCUAGCUUUACUCCAGGGUCAUCACCUACAUCUGCAUCAUCCCUGGAAGAGGACAGUGAUAGCAGUCCAAGUCACAGAAGAAUUACUGGUGACAAACAGUAUCACAAAGGUAAACUCAGACACUCAACCCAGCCACUCCCUAUCAUUGAAGACUCAUCUGAAGAUGAGAAAUCUUGGAAAGAAAAGAACAAACUAAGCGUCCAUGAGCUCUUGUCUGUGAGUGAAAGUGCUUCCUCAGCAGAGGAUCCGAGACAAGCCACUGUAAUGGAUGACACCAAUAAAACAUCGGGCUCUGAAUACUGGGCCAGUGUUGAAUCAGAACCAGAAACAGGACAAGCUGUACAAAGAGGGCGCAAACCUUCUCCAACAGUGAUACCAUUCACCGCAGUUGAAGGAAAGGAACCAGUUUCAAAAUUAUUAAAGAGUGCAGAAGAGGCAUAUGAGGAAAUUAUCCAGAAGGCCAAAGCUAUUCCAGGUGAUAGUCCUCCUGACGUUGAGCCACUUUAUGGAGGAAUGGCAAUAGAGGACUAUCUCUAUGAAUCCUUGGUUGAGGAUCCAGAGAUUGUGAUAUGUGAAUAUCAAAACAUUGAACCUAAACAGGACUACAGCCCUGAACCUUUCAAGAAACUCAGGUCUCCAGAGGAGGUUUAUGAAGAGAUGAUGGAAAAGAAGAGGGAAUUGAUGAUGAUCGAGCAAGAGUUUCAACAGGCCCAGACUGCCAUGGAAUCUAUACCUCCUUCAGGUGCUGAGACCUGUGUUGUAAUCAUACCCACCGAAGUGAUAUCCUACACUGAAGAAUGUGAUCCUCCGGCAGGUACUGAAGCUUCGAGUGAGGUGCCAGUCAAGAAAAAGAAACGGCCAGCCCCACCACGCCCUUCUGAACCCCCUAAGAGACCUGAGGUGACUGUUGUUCCAAGCACGCCUUCUGGUUCUAUAGGUUUUGUUAGGCCCAUGAUUCCGCUAGAUCCUGCACUUAGAAAGGCUCUCUUCCCCAUACCCGACCUCAAGAUUACACAGUGUUCAUCAGGGGAAGAAGAGGAUGACAGUCUUGCAGAUGAGUAUGGUGUUGGGAUUUCUUCUGACAUUACCCCAAGUGAUGAUUCUGAAACCAAAGAGGAUCAAUCCAUAAGCCCACCCUUGUCUGAGAUUACUGAAAUGGAACCGAUUUCUGUGGUCUGUGAAAUACCAGAACCAAAACCUAUUCCAACGCCAAUAUCAGCUCCAGAACUAACCACGACACCUUCCCCUGUAUCACCACUGUCCCCACCAACUUCACCAGCCACACCAGAUUCUAGCAUGGCCUCUAAUGCAACAUCCUCAUCCUCAUUCCAGGCUCAGACACCUUUAUCGUCAGAUUCAACUCCUCUUUCUACACCUACAGCUUCCUUCAUAACUCAAUCCGCCCGAGAGGGCUUGCCAUUGUUGCCUGCUAAACGUGAGGCUUCUAGGGAAAGCUCUGCAGUCGUAAUAUCAGAUGUGGUGUCAGACCCUUUCAAAGCUGAAACAGUCAAAAUGGUCGGAGCUUCUAUUCCUGAGGUCCCAAUCCAAGCCUCAGGGGAAACAUCACCAGUUGUUGAAAUGCCUGACUUGGUUUCAUCUCCCUCUCAAAUACCCAUUGAGACAUCUGUGCUAGAGGUGUCAGCACCAAGUCUAGGACCUGUUUUUGUCACAGCUAAGCCUCCAGCUCAAUUUAGUGAAUCACAUGUUAUCAGCAAAGUUCCAGUUUCUAUCCAAUCUUCAGAUUAUGUCUCGACUGCUACUGUUGGUACAGGAACACGCCAUGAACCAGUAAUUGUCCAGAUGCCUGACGUGGUUUCAACUAUCUUUUCACAAACACCUACGACAGGCUCAGCAAUCACAAUCACAGCAACCACAACCCAGGCCCAACCAAAUGUGGUAAACUCAGGCCCUGUUCAAUCAGCUGUGAUCCCUGUAUCUGUUCCAUCAACUACUAUAGUCAAAAAGAAAGUUCCUCCUCCUCCUCCCCCAAGGUCUACUUCAGUUUCAUUACCUGAGCAUGGCAAGGAACGGCUACCUACAAGGGGUUCUUCGUAUGUUUCCACUACUAUGGCUACCACCAUGACUACAGGAACCCCAGUUGUUGUCCAGGCAAUGCAGUCUGUUGUUGUGGAUAUUCAGCCAAGAAUGGAGGAGAUGAAACCUGAUGAUGUGGCUGUACCUCAAGUAGUGACGCCAACAAGACCAGGGCAUGUAGUCAUCAUAGUGCCAAGUGCGGAAAACAUCUCUCGACUUUACCACACUCCACAAAGCAGUACAAUCUCUUCUACUGCAUCUCAGGCACCAAGUAUACAACCUGUCAUUACCAGUACUGCCCUAUCUAAAACAGCUACGUCAGAUACAUCCAAUGUAGAUACAGCAUUACCAUCCACUUCAGUGGCAGUUGUGCCAAUGGUCUCAGUUCCACCACGACCACCUAACCCUACCAUGAGAACUAAUGUUGUAGAAACAGUAGAAAUAGCUGUAUCUGAUAAACCUCCCCCACCUCCUUCCACAUUACCGAAGCCCACUAUUUAUCCAAAACCACCAAUUCCCACACCGGUGACGGCUACUUCAGCAAUGGUACAACAGGUUUCCAUUACGAUUAGUGGCUCUAGUCCCGCAAAGGCUCCCCCACCAAUACCACCUAAGCCUGUAAUCAUUCCAGCUGGACUGGUUUUCAGCCACAAACCAGGAGAAAGUGUCAAACCACCUCCUGUUGCACCAAAAGCUGCAACAUUGCCUCGUACCAAAGAACCUCCAAAUGCCCUUUCACUUACCCUGACGAGACCUGUGGAGAGUAAGUCAGGGGCAACCUCUCCAAAGUCACCUUUAUCUCCAAGACAUGCCAAGUGUUUGAAAACAUAUGUAGUGAUAACUCUUCCAUCUGAGCCUGGCUCACCAACAGAAGUAAUAACAGUCCAGGCACCAAUAAGACGAGGCUCCAUCCCAACUACAAAAAGGCCAGGAAUACGAACAACGCCUUCGGAGCAGAAAUCACCCAGUGACACAUUUUUAGCUCAGGCCACAGUUCGGAGAGCUUCUGUCCCCACUGUGAGGCAUCCACCCCCAAUACCCAUAGCAUCAACUAUUCCAUUGGAACAAGUGACAGUGGUCUCUGAAGUGCAGGCUGGGUCUGAUCAGGAAAUACCAAUUCAGGCCUAUAGUGUACCAGACCCAAUAAAGAAGCCAUAUAUACCUGUGAUAAUGCAACAACAACAACCGGUCUGUCAGCCCUUGCCACCACCUACACUAAUGCAACAAAACACAACAAAGACUUCAGAAAUUAUAAGUGAAGUCACUGCAAGACCACAACCUGAAUCACCAGUCACUCAUACAAAAAUAGUCUCAGAGGGUGUGAAACUUUCACAAGAGACUUCAGCUGAAUCACAAAUACGAACACUGCCGACUCAGCCCCUGACACAUGUUGUUAUUCCGCUAGAGCCUGAAGUACCUUCCGAUAUAAAAAUUCCCAGAGAAAAUACAGUUAUCAUGUCCUCAACUGAAAUAGAAAAACAACCAGAAAUGGCAAGUGGAACCGUCCUCACUGAAGCAGCUCUAAGAUCAGUAAUAGCAAUGAGUCAGCAGCUUCCUCUUCAGCAGCAACCUAUGCGGCAUGAAACAAUGACUGACUCACUGAUGUCUACUAGUGAAUUCCAGUCAGUUCCACAAACCAUGCAGCGAAUACCUACACAGCAACCAUAUUCUGUAGUUGAGGUGAGGACAGUCGUAGCAAAGACAGAAUCCCAAAAUGAUUAUGUUGUUACAAUACCAGAUGUACAAAUAUUACCUCAGGUGUGUCAAGAGGUUGCCACAACUCCUGCACAUCUGACUCAGUUAACAAUGGAGAAGAUAGCUGCAACUGCUGAAGUGAUUCCCUCACCUGUUAUAAUGGAGACACAACAUAUAACACCACAACCAGAGGACCCUUCUUUUACUUAUAUGCCUCAUGUCUAUGGAAGUAUUUCAUCAUCAGUCAUGCCAUGUUCAACACCACCACUUGAAGUUAUUGCAUUGCAGCCGGAUUCGGCACAGAUUAUAACAAAGGAGGCUGUUGCGAGACAAGCACCGAUGUCAUCAGUGAUACAGCCUCAUGUAGUGGCUUCAAUGCCCUAUAAAGUUAUUCCAUCCGAACAACCUUCAAGAGAAAGGAGAACAUCUGUAUCAUCCAUUGGAAAUCAACCAUACAGCACAGGUGAAAUAUUUACCUUUCCUACAGAUUUUGAAAUGCCGGCCCAGGUUGUCAACACUGAGGGCAUUGCUGCUGCAAGAAGGCAGGCUUCAACCACGCAGCAACCAUUGGUAAUAAACAUACCAGCUGAAAAAGAUAUCCCUCUCAAUGUGUACGAAACCUGCAGAAAAGAUUCAUAUCCUUCAAUCGAACAACCACAGGUAUUAACGUAUUCAUCAGAAUAUGAUGACCCUCUGGAGAUAAUAACCACUGAGGCAUACACAAGGAGAACCUCAACACCUGCUGCCCAGGACAUUCCAUCUGGUGGACCUGUUGCUCCAAUCACCAUCACUAAAAUUCAACAAGAGUCAAUUGAGAGCCAAGAAAUUCGAGGACCAGAGAAGGUUGUCUCCAGUAUGAGUCGCAAGUAUUCUUCCUCAGUUUCUACCACCAGUCAGCCUGCUGAAAUCUUGCCAAGCUUAGUGACUCAAGUAGUAACCACUGAGGUCCAGAGGACUACUGUGUCUGUUGUCCAUGAAAGACUUCCACAGCAUACACCACCCAUAAAACCUGAUGAAAGUAAAUACCAAGCUCAACCUAAACAAAAUGGUAGAAUAAUCUAUCCUGGGGAUGUUAUGGAUCUACGGACCAUAAAAAUUGGUGCAAAGAUGACUGACCAAGGCAUGGACCUGACUCCAACUGAGUUAUAUAGACAGUCAUCCAAUGACAGUGUUCGUCAAAUUACGGCAGUACAACCUGAAAUCGUAAAUCUUAGCGCUGAGGUUAUUCCAGCGACAACACUGUCUGUAGUAACCGACAGCAUCACAAUAGUCACAUGCACAGCCACCAUUGCUUCAUAUUGCAACCCUCCAGCAGAGAAACCUCUAGACUUGCAAGGGCCUGUUACAUCAUUACCACUGCCCCUCACCACAUACAGACCAUUCGAACCACUGGCACAGAUUGUCUACAGACCUGUGAGCACCCUGCCUGCAGUUACCGUUGUAGCAUCCACAGCUCAAGACAUACCAAUUAAUCUUUCCUUUGGCUCACUAGCCAGGGGAGGGAGGCCAGUGACUUCUGCACCAACAGACAUCAACAGUGGGGACUCUGUCAUGUCUUUGGAGGCGACAGGGGCCAUGGAUCUGUCCAACUACAGACCAGUGAGAGCAAUGGUAGCUUUAUCUGGAACAAGUCCUGAAGUAAUAACCACAGUUGUCGAAGAUGAUGGGACACCAGUUGAUCUUACUGCUGGUAGAAGGAGUGUAUGCUGUGAUGUUAUCUACAAAUUGCCAUUUACUGGAAGCUGUAGAACACAACCCCCUGUCACAACUCAGCCUGACAACCGUUUGGACUACAAAGCUGAUCAGUAUGAUAGUGCUGGACGAUAUGGCAACAGAGAGAUCAAUGGUGAAAAAGCAUCAAUAUCUGAGGCCAGCCUCAGAGAGGCAGGGCUCUUUCCCUAUGAUCCUAAUAGGGAAUAUGACUACCUCAAUGGAUCUACAGAUGGCGCUAUUGACCUCACUGCCACAAAACUCCCUGCUGGUAAAGCUCUUGACUACACUAACAAAGCUACCACAGCCUUCCCUGGGAUGACUACUUCUUCAUCUUCCCAGGAUGUUCUUGCUGGUUUUGGUGUAAAUAGUGCUCUAAGAACUUCAGAUGGAAUGGUUUACUCCUCUGUUUCUGCCCCAGUUCCAUCAACAUACGCAAUUACCACCCAACCUGGCUCCAUCUUUAGCACUACCUUAGUGCCUACAUCAACAAUCCAGAAUCAGUCUGUGCCCCAACAAUAUAGUUUUAUACCUGCCACAGACCAAGGCCAAAUUAUUCCUUAUGACACAGUGCUCCCAAAGGAACUUCUACCCACUGCAUUGGCUGAUAUCAUAACAGGCUUUCCCGAAAUGUAUUCAGAUACCACCCUGGAAGCACUGGCUGCUUCUCUGGAUGCGUUAGCUUUAUCUCCAAUAUUUCCUGGUUUAGACAGCACUAAGAUGGCUCAGUACCAGAUGGAGAGGGAGUUUCUAGAGCUGGAGAAGCUUAAACAGCUCUGUCUUGCAGAGGAGUUAGAGUGGGAGAGACAAGAGAUCCAGCGUUAUCGUGAACAAGAGCAGCUAAUGUUGCAACAGGAGCUUGAGGAGCUUCAGGCUUUGAAACAACAGCUUCUCCUGCAGCAAGAGGAAGAACACCAUGCUCAUAUGAUAGCCCAGCAGGAAACUUAUGCCCAACAAAAAGAACAACUGCAGCAAAUCCAGCAACUCCAGCUUCAACUCCAGCGGCAGUUAGAUGAGCACUAUGGUAACACAGGUACUACAACAAACCUCCUUGAGGCCAAGUAUGCUGGAGUUGGAGACAGUGGACAGUAUUGGCCUGUCAAAGAUGAGUCUACAGGUCCAUCGACUGGAACACAGGAAAGUCAGGACCAGCAUACUGUAGAAAAAAAUAUUCAAGAUGAUCAGGACACAGGUAAAAAGAUAAUUGACAGUGGAGUGCAGACUGAUGAUGAAGACUCAACAGAGAAGCAGCACAUCGGAAGAAGGAAGAAAAACAAGAGAAACACUGAUAGCUCGGCCCAGACUGACGAUGAAGACCAAGAUGAAUGGGAUGCUCCAACAAAGGCCCGACGGCGCUCUCGCAAGCACAGCAGUGAAGGAAAACAUAGCUCUAAGGUCUCUAGCAUUGCUAUCCAGACAGUCGCUGAAAUAUCCGUUCAGACCGAUCAUUCUGGAACCAUCAAACGACCCAACGUCCAGAUGGACACCAAGGUUGAAAUAAUCAAACACAUCUCAGCUCCUGAAAACUCUCAGCGAGGUGGUAGUCUGAGCUGUCAGACAGAUUCAGAUAGAAGACACACAGCCAAUGAAAUGGGUUACGGCACACACUUAACAAUUGAUGCACCAGCUAGAUCUAGAGGUUUCUAUACCUCAGUAUCCCCCCUGUCCCCUGAUAAAUCACUUGGAGGACAGAGAAUGCUGACUGCGGACCCAACCAGAUUUUCUUCCGGCCCUCGGUUGAAGCCUGGUCAGAAGUUUCUAUCUGAGCCUAAAUCACUGAGUCCUACCACAGAAGACAGGAUGAGUGGAUACUAUGCAGAAAGUUAUUCCGGGCGAGGCUCUCCCUCUGGCACAGGUAAGAAGGUCAAGCGGACACUUCCAGACCCACCUCCCGAGGAUGACUCGCUGAUGGGACGGUCAGGCUACAGCACCAACUCUGCUCGUCGCCGUCUUGCCCGCAGUACCACAAUGGCUCGGGCGAAAAUCCUACAGGAUAUUGACAAAGAGCUUGAUCUGGUGGAGCGGGAAUCUUCAAAACUGCGCAAGAAACAGGCUGAACUCGAUGAAGAGGAAAAGGAAAUUGAUGCCAAACUACGGUACCUGGAAAUGGGUAUCAAUCGACGAAAGGAGGCCUUGCUUAAAGAACGAGAGAAGAGGGAAAGGGCCUAUCUCCAGGGGGUGGCAGAGGAAAGAGAUUACAUGUCAGACAGUGAGGUUAGCAACAUUAGAGAUGACAGGAGUGAUGGCCUGGAGAGGCCACGGACAGCUCCCCAGUCUGAGUUUGAUCAGUUCAUUCCCCCACAAACAGAAGCCGAUUCCCAGUAUAACACGCUAACAAGCCCCUACUCUCAUUACGGCCAGUAUGUUCCCCAGACUCAAACCACUAGCCAUUAUAGUCAACAUAAUCUAUAUGAGCAGCAGUCAGUUUACCACCAACAGGUGUCACCUUACUCAACCUUAUCCAUUUCCCAUGGUCAGGAUCAGCCUAGCAGCUACCAACAUGCUCUGCUCUUACAAGGAAAGCAGCGUCAAACCAACCUGUCCGAUUUAGAACCUAAGAUCUCGACUAACUAUGAAGUCAUACGUAACCAGCCUCUAAUCAUUGUGCCGACUUCCUCUGAAAGUGGCUAUGGUGUGGCUCAUCUUGGAGGCAAGUAUGGCAGCUUGGACUUAAGGCUAGGGCUAGAGGAAAGGAGCAUGGCCUCUAGUCCCAUGUCAAGCAUAUCUGCAGAUUCCUUCUAUGCUGAUAUUGACCAACACAAUGCUAGAAACUAUGUGCUGAUCGAGGACAUUGGGGAACUCACCAAAGCCUCCACAGGAUUGGGUACCACUGGCUUGGGUUCUGGUUUUACCCUGCCUGAUAAGGAGUUGUCUAAGGCUGACAGACUACUUAGGGCAGCAGAAGUGAGACGCACAGAGGUAGCAGAUUUUUUAGGGCCCUCCCAACUUCAAGGUUAUGGUAAAGGAGAAGAUGACACUAUGGAGGAACCUUAUGAGUUAAAGCUGCUGAAGCAGCAGAUCAAGCAGGAGUUCAGGCGAGGAACUGAGGGACUAGAGCAUUUACCAGGAUUGGGACUUCCUCAGUAUCUCCCCAGUGAUAGUAGCUUUCGCCACUUCCCAAAAGGUGAAAAGUACAGCAUUGGAAGGCUCACUCUGGAAAAACAGGCUGCAAAACAACUCCCGGCUGCUGUGCUUUACCAGAAACAGAUGAAGAACAAAAAGGCUUUAAUUGACCCAAAAGCCAUCACUAAAUUCUCCCCCAUUCAGGAGAGUCGAGAUUUGGAACCAGACUUUGGUAGCUACAUGGGAUCGGGAGCUUCUUCUGUGACCAAUCUGGCUGCUAGGGCAAGGUUGCUUCAGGAUGAGAUUACAUUUGGACUAAGGAAGAACUUAUCAGAGCAGCAGAAAUACUUGGGCUCCUCACUGGGGACAAAUCUUGCUGGUUCUCUUGGACAGUCCCUUGGACUCGGGUCCACUAUUAGGGCCACUGUCCAGGAUGAUGGCACUUACCCAAGCGGCAGCCGCUCCAGACCAUCAUCUCGUCCAUCUUCCCGGCCCUCGUCUGUCUAUGGCUUGGAUCUAUCAAUCAAACGGGAUCUUUCCAGCUCCUCACUGAGACUUAAAACAGAAGGGGAUGUUUUAGAUGCAGCAUUUGCGCCUGGUGUGACCAGAGCAAAGCCCACCAGUUUGCCUAUCAGCCAAAGUCGGGGCCGCAUACCCAUUGUGGCUCAAAACUCAGAGGAGGAGAGCCCUCUGAGCCCUGUGGGGCAGCCUAUGGGUAUGGCUAGGGCUUCAGCUGGACCUCUCCCUCCAAUUGCUGCCGACUCCAGGGACCAAUUUGGAUCUAGCCAUUCUCUGCCGGAGGUUCAGCAACAUAUGAGGGAAGAAUCUCGGACUUGCGGCUACGAUCGAGAUAUCGCAUUCAUCAUGGAUGACUUACAAGGUGCCAUGUCGGACAGUGAAGGACUCAGUGAGUCCAUGCUGGUGUUGAACAGAGACGAAGCCAGAAUCUUUCAUGAAAGUAUCAGACACGCUGGAGGCCCAAACUGGAAUAUAGAAGCCUACCACCUGAGAAGAGAGGACACAGACUGGUUUGAUAAACCAAGAGAAGGACACCCUCAAGCCAAACACAUGGACAGGAGACAGAUAAAACUGGUCCCUUAUGUCUUCCCUCACACUCGUGUUAAGCUUACGAGAGACCAGAGGGACUCCAGUGUGUCAGGGAAUGGACUUGGAAUACGAGUGGUUGGCGGCAAGGAGAUUCCAGGGAGCCGUGGAGAGAUUGGAGCCUACAUUGCCAGAGUUAUCCCUGGUGGAGUUGCAGAGCAAACGGGAAAAGUCACAGAGGGCAUGCAGGUGUUAGAGUGGAACGGCAUCCCGUUGACGGGAAAGACCUAUGAAGAAGUGCAAGGCAUCAUGGGCCAGGCGUGCGCAGAGGCGGAGCUCUGUGUGAGACUCGACCUUAAUAUGCUGUCUGACCCCGAGCACCCACAAGUCCUGGAGCACCAUGUCCAGCUUAAAGCUGUAGGUGGGCAGCGUUCUCCUGGUGUGGAUCCUAAGCAGCUGGCUGCAGAGCUACAGAAGGUGUCCCAGCAGCAAGCUCCAGGCAUGUUGGGCACAGGAGUUGGACCUGGAGGGUUGGGAGUGUUGUCGGCAUUGGAGCGGUCAGCUCUACUCCACUCAGGCACCGGAUCUGCAGCUUCCAGUGGUGUGCCGAGCCCCGGCCAGCCUGCAUCCCCUGCCAUAAACAAGAAACGACACAAGCCAACAGAGGCAAUGAAGAUAUCACAUCCCAUUACUGGAGAAAUUCAGUUGCAGAUCAACUAUGACAGAAACGUGGGAAACCUGAUUGUGCAUGUGCUCCAGGCCCGAAACUUAGCCCCGAGGGACAAUGACGGCUACUCUGACCCUUUUGUCAAGGUCUACCUGCUACCGGGGAGAGGACAAGUCAUGGUUGUCCAGAAUGCAAGUGUUGACAACAAGAGGAGGACCAAGUAUGCACAGAAGACCAUGAAUCCAGAAUGGAACCAGACGGUCAUCUACAAGAACAUUCAUCUGGAACAGCUGAAGAAAAAGACUUUGGAGGUGACUGUGUGGGACUACGACAGAUCGUCAUCCAAUGACUUCCUAGGAGAAGUGUUGAUUGACUUGUCAAACACAGCCCAGUUAGAUAACACCCCUCGCUGGCUGCCACUUAAGGAACAAAGUGAGAGCAUUGAGCACAGCAGAGCCCACCACGGAGCUCAGGGACCACCUGCGUCUGGAUUCGGUCAGGGGCACGGUCAUGGACACGCUCCAGGCCAGGGCCAUCUAUCAGGGAUGGGGCCUGGGCAUGGUAUGGGACAGGGGCAAGGACCAGAACAGGGAGAAAGGAGUUAUGAUUCACCUAAAAACUCUGUAAUCAAGAGCAGAAGCCAUGGAAUCUUCCCCGAUCCCUCCAAAGAUUGUCAGAUGUUGCCUCUGGAAAAGUCCCACAGCAGCCCGGGUAGCUCCAAGUCUUCCUCUGAUGGCCAGCUACGCUCCCAUGGGCCGUCUCGAAGCCAAAGCAAGAGCAGUGUCACUCAGGCCCACCUGGAGGAUGCUGGGAUAGCCAUUGCUGCUGCCGAGGCUGCCGUGCAACAAUCCCGCCUGCAACCAAGACCAGGACACAGGCUAGGUGAUGUCUCAGGGUCAGUGGUCCUCUCGGCCCCCAGCCUGGUGGGGGACGCCUAUGGAGGAUUAGAUGCGGGUGAAGGGGGGGGAACUGGAGUGGACAGCGCAAUUUUUCAAGUGCCACGGAUUGGUACUAUUCCCAAUGGAACUGACAAAAACCACCUGGGGACUCCAGAGAAUGAAGGUAAAACCCAAGUGAUGGGAGAGAUCAAAGUUGCUCUAAAGAAGGAGGUGAAGACAGAUGGUGACCAGUUGGUCCUGGAGAUUCUUCAGUGCAGGAACAUUACUUACAAGUUCAAAAGCCCAGACCACCUGCCAGACCUGUAUGUGAAGUUGUACGUGGUCAAUGUGGCGACUCAGAAAAGGAUCAUCAAGAAGAAAACCAGAGUUUGUCGUCAUGACAGGGAGCCUUCUUUUAACGAGACCUUCCGAUUUCCUCUCAACCCCACGGGACACUCCAUACAGCUUUUUCUAGUGUCCAACGGAGGGAAAUUUGUGAAAAAGACUCUCAUCGGGGAAGCUUACAUCUGGCUAGACAAGGUGGACAUGAGGAAGAGGGUGGUGAGCUGGCACAAGCUGCUCGUUAGCUCCACUCCAACCAACCUCUAAAGCAGAUGGAGUAGAGGUGUGCUGCUUGCAAAUGUCCAAUUUAAAAAAAACGACUUAUUUUAAUUCACAGCCAUCCACUUUUACAUCCACGAGGGGUUGCUUCCUAUGUUACAUGAUAACUGCCAGGGCACGUGUGCUGCCCCCUGCCGGUGGACGACAUCAAUCGCCUCUUUCACGAAGAGACCCUGCAAAAUAGCGCAUCAGAGCUGUAACAGAUCAGGCAUUUAUCCGCCUUUCCCUUUCACACAGAACCCCGUAUCCUGUAACUGUGUGUGUUUUCACAUAGCUUGGAUGCAUACAGAUACAUAAAAAAUAGCAGAAAUUGUCAGUUUUAACAACAGCAAUAUAUUUAAUUCAUUUAUCAUCAUUUAAUAAGUUGUUGCUGUUUACAUCUUGCAUUUAUUUAUACAUUCUAAAAUGGUUCAGUCAGUUUUUUUACUCCGUUAUUUAUUCAUUUAUUGUCAUUCUUUACUUUACUUUUUUGUCAUGUUUUUUUAAAAUAAUUUUUUAUCCCUUCUUUUCUCAUAACUGCAUCAUAUAUCUAUCCAGUGCUUCACAUUCUUCCAGUCUUUUCUGUGGAUAUGACAAAACCGUGGCAUUUUAAAACAGGAUGUGAAGAAACAAGAGAAGGGGUAAGAUUCAAUAAGCUCCGCUUCUUCCUACUCCUUUUUGGACAUGUUGAAUUGUAAAAACACCAUAAUCCAACAUGUUAGGCAUAAGCAAUACACAUGAAACCAUCACCACGCGGAAUACCCUUUUACACAGACAUGGUCCCUCCUCUGUUACGGCUCUGAUACUACCUCUGUAAAAUUUGUGGUGCAUUCAUCUUAUUUUUGACAUGAUGUAAGAAUGUUUUAUUAGGGAACGAAAGACUUGCAAGUUUGGUAUAAAAAAAAAAAAAGUUGGUCAGAAAAUUAUCACAGAUUACAGAGAAUUAAAAAAUAUGUUGAUAUCAGAUACAGUGUUCUGUUUUGGGUAUCUACAGUAUAUAUAUAUAUAUAUAUACACAUUACAGUAUAUAGAAAUAGAGAGAGAGAGAUAUGAUCUCUGGCCUGUAGGUGGCGUCCUGACAAUCUGCUACAGAUUUCGUUGCUAUUUAUGGAGAUGCACCACAAAGUAGGACAUCAUGCAGUAACACGUUAUACAGGAAGCACUGUAGGGUUAAAUACAGCAGUGCUGAGUGGAAUGUUACAAACAUUAGACAUGGGCUAGUGUUUAUGUGUUUACUUAUUGUACUUGCUGACAGCCUAUCAACACUCUUCUACUACACACAAAGUGUAUUUGUGAAGCCCGGCCCUCCUCUCCUGCUGUGUGUGCUGUCGAAUUCACUGUGCUGUUGUGUGUCUGUGUGUGACUCCCGGUGCAACACGGUGAACCAGCCUUUUUCACUGCCUGUCACCAAAACACUCCCUCAGUCCCCCCACCCCCCCACCCCACCCCACUCCACUCAAAAUCACAAAAAGGACACACGGGGUCAAAAGGCGGCACUUGGACAGUGCAGGCGCCCCCUUGAAAUAGUCAUUAUCAUAUGUUCAAGGAAAAAGACAAUUAACGAAAGCAACUAACGGCAUAUUUAAGCAUUUCACAUUUUGAUGCAUUUUUAAAAAUGCAUAAAAGAUGUCACUUUAACAGCAAAAAAGACACACAAAAGGAAAAUUAUUACAAUAACUAAAGCAAAGAAUACAGAUUUUUCCGAAAUGUGUUUUAUCGUGCCAUUUUUUUUCUCUCAAGACCCAUCGAUUCUUUUGGGGUACUUCUAUGCAACAUGUUUAUUUGUGGGUUUGUUUAGGAAUUAAAUGUACUCAAUGUUAUAUCCGUUUAAGCAUAAGGUCUAUUAAAGUAUUUAAUUUUCUAACUGAUUUAAUAUAUAUUGAUGAUGCUAACAAGUGUUAACAUCCAUAUGGAGCUUGUGCACUUUAUCAUAUUGUUUAUUUUCUCAUUUGUCAUGCGAGGUCAAGUGUUUUUCUGCACUGGAAUGAAACUAAAACGUGUUAAGAAGUUGAUGUUGUGUGCAAUUUGUUGAUGUCUAUGUAGCAAAUUUUAAAGAAAAAAAAAAAAUAAACAUGAGGAGUACCAAAAGGCAAUGCACAAUUUAGGAUGAAUUACUUGACAACAUACAAUAAAAGACUAAUUCCAACAAAUGCAAAUGCUCGCUAAUGACUGUUUUCCCCAUUAGACUGCCCUCCAACACACUGUUUGUCCUGUUGCCUCUUAAUUGUGCAAUCAUCCAUUUGUUGUUGUCCCGCAGGGUGCGAAUGUGACUGACGUAAUUUGACAUUGUACAUAAAGUGUUUAUUUUCUACAGAGUGAAUGUUUAUUUUGUCCAAAUGUGAGCAUGCAUGAGUGUUGGGGGAGUGGAGAAUUUAAAAAAAAGGCAUAUAAAUGUACAGUAACACGUGUCUAUAAGCGAGAAGACAAAAAAAAAUCCACUUCAAAUGUUGUCUGGGAUGUUAUGUUUUGGAUGUUGCAUGUUAUUUUGUCUCAGAGAUUAUUAUUUGAAAAGAGAGAGAAUAUGUAUAGAUUUAUCUGUAUGCUGACUGUAAAAAAAAUGCUUGUACAAUUGUCUUGUUUUUCACGCCGUGUAAAAAAACCCAUAAAAAAUCUAAUGUAAUGGUUUUGUGGUUGUACACAGGAUGUGUUGAGAUAUUAUGCAAAUUGUGCUGUAAAAAUAUCCCUGCCCCCCAUGAGUCAAAAGAAUAAAUAUUAAGAAGAGGCUAUAUUAAAAAUGUA